This is a messenger RNA of Talpa occidentalis (Iberian mole), 2889 nucleotides long. It is a transcript of the gene CCDC38, whose product is annotated as coiled-coil domain containing 38. The transcript has 17 exons. Gene Ontology annotation, cellular component: centrosome. The record is from RefSeq and is a predicted model, not a curated record. The coding region runs from base 224 to 2104 and encodes 626 amino acids. NCBI's taxonomy places the organism in Eukaryota, Metazoa, Chordata, Mammalia, Eulipotyphla, Talpidae.
CUUGAAGCAGUGGGGCGGCGGGUGCCCGGCACUUUCGGUUGGGCAGGUUGACUCGGGACCCCCUACCAGACAGUCCCGGAGAUGAGGGGGGGUCGGGGCGAGGGAGGCUAGAGCCGAGACCGGAGAAUCGAUUGGCGCCUUAGCCUUUCUUCACCUGACAGCCUCCGGAGGGAUAGGUUGAAACAGCUCCUGGAUCCAGACUCCCCGAGGGUCAGGAGACAAGAUGCCGUCACAAUUUUUGUCAUCUUCUGAAGCAGAUAAAGUAAAAGAUUACUCAGGCAAGAAGAACAUGCCUUACAAGGUCUUUUUCAAAGAUCUCUUUCUUUUCAAAGAAAAUGAAAUGGAAGCAAAGAAAAAGGAGAAGUUUAUAAACCGCAGCAUGAAAGUCCACCAAAAGUCCACUUUCUCAUCCCGAAUGAAGAGUCGUUCACACCUGAGCCAACUCUCAUUCUACUCUGACAAAGGUGGAGUUUCAUUUGACAAAUAUGGGCUAGAUCCCGCUCUUAUUCUCAGAUUAACAGAAGGUUCAGAUUCAAAAAGGACUGUCCAUGAAUUUAUUAAUGACCAAAGAGACAGGUUUCUGCUUGAGUAUGCUUUGUCAACCAAAAGAAAUAAAAUUAUGAAGUUUGAAAAACUCAUAGCAUUGAAGGAAAGGCAGCUCAUGAAAGCAGAAAAAAAGCUCCAGGAAGAUUCAAUAGCUUUUGAAGAGUUCCUUCGAGAAAAUGAUCAGAGAUCUGCAGAUGCCCUUAAAAUUGCAGCACAGGAAACUAUAAACAAACUCCAGGUCACAGCGGAGCUGAAGAAGGCGAGCAUGGAGGUGCAGGCGGUGAAGAGUGAAAUAACAAAGACAGAAUUCCUCCUUAAAGAAUAUAUGAAAUAUGGGCGUUUUCUGCUGAAAUUGUCUCCAAAACAUUGGCAACUCCAGCAAGCUCUGAAAAGGGCACAGGCAUCCAAAAAUAAAGAAAACAUGAACGUCAUCCUUUCCAAAAGACCAAAAACAAGUGCAAAGAUGAAAGAGAGCCAUGAAGGUAUCAUGAAGACAUCGCUUACAGAAGACUCUGCAGUGGGAAGCAGCAGCCAAGGAGGGAAACAACAGAAGACCAUAAGAAAUCUCUCCUCAGAGCAUAAGAGAUCGAUCUCCAAUCAAGCUGAAAGCAUCAGUUCAGAAGACAGUUUCGAUUUCUUUCUAGAUGGUGAUAUAGACUAUGAUCUGGAGCCAGAGCUUUAUUUUAAAGAACCAGAAGAGUUACUUCAAGUCCUCAACGAGCUGGAAGAGCAAAAUCUUACGUUGGUACAGUAUUCCCAAGAUGUCGAUGAGAACCUUGAAGAUAUAAAUAAAAGGGAAAAACUUAUACAUGACAAAAUAAAUAGCAACAUAGAUUUUCUCCUGGAGCAUAAGAACAUGCUUAAGGAGAGCUGUGUGAGAGAAGAGGAAAAAGCGGCAGAAUUGGAAUUAAGGUCCAGACUGUUUAGUUUUGGACAAUUUAACUCAGAUGCUCAGAAGCGGGCAUUUGGGCAGAAUGCUACCUGGAAAGAGAUUAAGUUUGCCCGGAAGUUUAUUGAGAUCCUCUCAAGUGAGAAAGCAUGGCAUAAGUUGGCGACAAAUGAUGCGAAUUUUCUUGUGGUCCCGACACACAUUAUCAACAAGUUCCAGCAUUACCACCAGCAGAUAAAACGGCGCAGUAGCCAGGAAAAACUGAUAGAUUCUCUUAGCAGAAAAAUUAAUCAAGUAUACAGAAUCUGCAUUGGCGAUGCUGAGGUUGGCAGCCUCAACCCAGUUCAAAAGCUGGUAAAAGUAGAGUCUCGCCUGGUGGAACUGAGUGAUCUCAUCGAAUCUAUUCCCAAAGAAAAUGUGGAGGCAAUCGAGAGAAUAAAACACAAAGAACGGCGACAAAAGUUGCGUGAAGAGAAAAUGAAAGAAAAACAAAGACACCAGGAGGAAAGGCUAAAAGUUGCUCUCCAAAGAGCAGUAGCACAACCAAAGAAAAAGGUGGGAAGACGACUUAUGUAUCGCUCACAACCUCCAUCUGCUAACAAGCACGAGCUACUUUUAGUCAGGGAUACAAAAACAAAAUCGCAAGAGGAUGAGUAUUUUUUCACUUGAGUAGAAGCAGUAAGACAUUUAUUACCAAAUGUUUUGGACAUAUUUUGUAGAUUUUGGUUUUUAGUAAGAGCAAUACUGUGCCCCAUAGGCUGCCUAAACUACGUGCAGACGACAGGCCCUUAUUCCAAAGGUCAUAGGACUGGGAAUGAGGGUGACUUUCUUUUGUUGAAGCUUUUUAAUAUCUACAUUCUAAGUGCUAUUCUACAUAGCUAAACAUUUAAAUCUAUAAUUUGACUUGUCCCAGUAGGGAGUGCACAUCCAAAGUUACUUUAUUAAUGUAACUCUAUGGUGGAUGGCUGUUAAAGCACAAUAAUGGUAUUCUCCACCAUCUUGACUUUGAAUGUUUUUUCAACCAGUUUUUGGGAAAGUUAUACAUUGUACCAGUGUAGAGAGUACAUUUCAAUAGUGCACAGGUCUAAAAUAUCUGAAGGGUUGUGAGGGGUUUAUAACUUUAAAUAAAAACCUCUAGAUUAUGUUUCCUCAGAACAUAACUGUGAGAGUGGUUUUUAAUUCACAUUAAAGAAUUCUGGGGCCUCCCCAGUGGCGCAGUGGUUGAGCGCUGGGUUGCGAGGCUGCCCGCAGCCUCUGCGACGCUGGUUCGAUCCCUGGAUGCCCCCCAGCCACUGGAGGAGGGUCCAGCAUGGCGUGCAGAGACCUCUCUUGCUGCCCGCUGCUCCCCUCAGCAGUGUACCUUGGUCCUUCUGCCUGCUCUGCUCCCCGCUCUGGCUGUGGUGAAUUCUCUCACCCUCCCGCGCUUCUGACCGUACCUGUUGCUUGUAUAAAUA